AUGGUGGAAUCUCGGUCAUCCUGGGGUCAAGCUACACAGUACCUCCGACCGUUAGCUUUACGACUAAGGUACUCAAUAAGAAGCCUUGCUGAUGGGAUAGUGUAUAGCUGGUAUGACCCACAAUCUCCAGUGAUAAGAUUCGGCGGGUCUAGUGACUUGGUGGGCUACAGAAUAUCUGCCUGCCACGCGCAUUGUCGCUCCACCUCACCCGCAAAACUUGGAAUGCUGCCCCCAAGAGAAAUUUAUGAAGUACGCCAUGAGGCUAGCGACACAAAUGCCGUACGGUACGAAUGGUCCGAACUCGGUAGUAUAAGCUCAGAGCAGUGUCCACAGAAUAUCAAGAGUGGGGUGCCUUUGCUUGUUGGUCAGCCAGCGGAAACUCAUGUAGAAACUUAA
This is a messenger RNA of Aspergillus niger, 396 nucleotides long. RefSeq lists its product as hypothetical. Bases 1 to 396 code for a protein of 131 amino acids. The transcript has 2 exons. NCBI's taxonomy places the organism in Eukaryota, Fungi, Ascomycota, Eurotiomycetes, Eurotiales, Aspergillaceae. The record is from RefSeq and is a predicted model, not a curated record.